GUCACGCGACUAGCUGAAAAUGAAAAUGAGUCUCAAAAACGGGGCAACAAUGUCCCAACGCGAGAAAUUCGAGUUAAUAAACUCCGAAGUGCGUUCGUUUUAUGAAUAUUGCAAAGAAGCAGGAAUGUCGGAUGAAGAAAUGGAUAUUAUUUGUAGACCGCUGACGAAUGCAGUAAGGAAGGCUUCAAUAAGGAGAUGGACGAGGGGAUUUCUGUUGAUUAUCAUGAUUUUGGCUAUCGGGUAUACUGUGAGUCAGACGGAAGCAUUCCAAUGGCAUGCCACGGCGGUGGCGAGGAUCGCGUUGAUAAAAAUGUUGCCAGUUUGGGACUGGACGAAGUUGGCUGGAAUCCAGGGGAAAUGUUCGGUGGAUAGGGCUCAGCCCCAGGAUAUGGAAAAUAAUGUGUUUUCUCCAGAUGACUGCAUCACAUGUGAAGCUAUCAAAAGCGUCGCACGCAUAUCCGAUGCCAGUUAUACCGAAGUUUUCAACCACCACUUGUACCGCGGCGCCCCUGUCAUAGUCGUGGACGCCUUCUACGACUGGUCCAUAGCCCAGGGAGACCUCAAUCUGACCAGCAUUAUAAGCCACGACGAACGCGUCCGAAACUCAGUCCCUUGCGGUAUACUCACCAACAUCAAAAGAGGUCGCCAACCCAUGGAUUUAGAAGAAAUAGUCUCCAAAAUUACCAACACUGAGAUACCCAGUUGGUUCGUCCAUUUCCAGAAUUGCGAUUUGGUAGCGGUUAAAUCUUUCAGGGUUUUAGCUCCUAGACCUUAUUUCCUUUCAUCUUAUAUCGGCCCAGCUCAUUUUAAUUGGUUGUUGCUCUCGAAAAAUUAUGAUACUAACAGAUUCAAGCAUUUAGAGUUGGAUGUAGGAUUGAUUGUUAUGUACCAGCUUAGGGGUCAGACUUCGGUACAGUUAAAACCACGUUUUCCUUGUGAAAACGAAUGUACUUGGCUGAAUUUCGAAUUAGACGAAGGGGAGUCUCUAGUUUUGUGGAAUUCCAUUUGGGAAUUCGAGUAUUUGCCUGGAAAAGGCGAGAACGUAGCGAUGAUAACGGAAACCUUUUGGGACGACUCAUAAUAUUCAAGUAAUCAAUCGGAUAUACUUAUACUUAGUCUAUGUGUUGUCGUGUAUUGUGAGAGGAAUACUGAACUUGGGUCAUUUUAAGCCGCUGAUUGGUCGCUUAUUUCGUGUUUUACUCACGAUUCCGCCACGUAACAUCCAACAAUAUUUAUUUCCACCUCUGCCUCACCUCAAUUUAAU
Molecule: messenger RNA, 1264 nt
Organism: Amyelois transitella
Lineage: Eukaryota; Metazoa; Arthropoda; Insecta; Lepidoptera; Pyralidae
Exons: 2
Coding region: 20-1081 (353 amino acids)
Source: RefSeq, a predicted model, not a curated record